Priceomyces carsonii is the source of this 1569-nucleotide messenger RNA. RefSeq lists its product as uncharacterized. The record is from RefSeq and is a predicted model, not a curated record. The transcript has a single exon. Bases 1 to 1569 code for a protein of 522 amino acids. Gene Ontology annotation, cellular component: membrane. Gene Ontology annotation, molecular function: transmembrane transporter activity. Lineage: Eukaryota; Fungi; Ascomycota; Pichiomycetes; Serinales; Debaryomycetaceae. Gene Ontology annotation, biological process: transmembrane transport.
AUGGGUACCGCAAAUAGUAUUCAAGCUAAAGAAAUUUCUGAAAAUGAGAGCGAUGAUACUACCCUUCAGAAAAAGAAUAUUUCGGAAAGCCUUGAUGGUCUGAGUUCAUUAAAGGCACCUGAGUUUCAGAUCGUGACUCAAGAGGCAUAUUCUCAUCCUAUCAUUGAACACAAGAAUACAUGGAAGAGCCUUGUUUGGGAUACAUGGGGACAUCCCGAUAAAAGGCACGUCAAAAUUAUUAGGAAACUCGACUUAACGCUAUUAUUAUUCGCGACCGUAUCUACAUUCAUAAAAUACAUCGACAAGACAAAUUUAACAUCUGCUUACGUUAGUGGAAUGCUGGACUACUUUGAAAAAAAAGGCUAUGAACUUACCAUUCAAUUAAAUUGGGCGAAUAAUGGUUAUAAUAUUGCAAGCAUUGUUUUUGGAUACCCUUUCGGAUAUCUUAUGGCUAGAUACAGUACUAAAUGGCUAGUCAUAUCGAUUGAAGUUGCUUGGAUAAUAGUUACUAUGUGCUUUAGUUCAAUAAAAUCUCCUACACAAAUGAUUGUCCUAAGAACGUUAUUAGGAGCAUUCGAGUGUGGUCACUAUCCAGCACUUUCCUUCUUAUUGGGAUCUUAUUAUACAAAGGAAGAAUUAGCUAGAAGAAAUGUGUUGUUACAAAGCUCAACUGCCCUAGGUUCCAUGUUUGCCAGUUAUAUCCAAAGCGGGGCCUACACUCAUUUAGACGGAAAGCUCGGAAGAGAGGGUUGGUCUUGGACUUUUAUCAUAGAUGGGGUCAUCAGUUUGGGGGUUUUAGUUCCCCAGAUAAUAUUCUUUCCCGACAUUUUAAGCAGGGCUACUCCUGGCUUGGUAUUCUCAGAAGAUGAGAUAGAGUAUUUACAAUCGAGAAAGCCAGAAUCAAGAAAUGAGAAAUACAACUUUAGCCUUAAUGAUAUUAAAGAAGUGUUCACUACUUGGGAAGUUUGGGCUUUUUGGUUUUUUGGGGUAUCACAAGAUAUUGUAUCGCUUUCAAUGGUAACAUUUAUUUUUUGGAUUGAAGGUUGGAACACGAUAAAAGAAGGUAGCUAUUCGGUCCCCCAAAUAAAUAACUUCAACUCGAUAUUAUAUGCUGUGCAAUACCUUGUAGCUAUUGUUACAGGUUGGUCUUCAGAUACUUUUCUAAGAGGAAAGAGGUGGCCCCCAAUUGUCCUAGCUGGAUUGAUUUCUUUUGUGGUAACAAUUAUUCUAGCGUCAACUCCUGUUUAUCCUCACCAUAGAGGUUUUAGGUUCUUUUUAUACUUAAACACAUCUUGGGCUUUGGGAACUGCAGGUCUCUAUUGGGCUUAUGCUCAAGAGUACUUUGAAUAUAACUUUAGAUUGAAAGCAAUUGUGACAGGAGGAAUCAAUAUUUACUCUUUCACAGCUAACUGCAUUGUAAACCCUAUAUGGUUUAGAACAGAUAAACAGCCUUACGUUCAAACAGGUCACUACAUAUCAGCUUUUUUCGCUUUUUGGUAUGCUGCUGUUGCUGCGCUUCUUGGUUGGAAUGAAUAUAGAAAAAGUAAGGCUAUCUCUCAGCUUUCAUAG